Messenger RNA from Exophiala oligosperma, 2119 nucleotides. RefSeq lists its product as uncharacterized. Gene Ontology annotation, molecular function: RNA helicase activity; ATP binding; nucleic acid binding. The coding region runs from base 79 to 1971 and encodes 630 amino acids. Lineage: Eukaryota; Fungi; Ascomycota; Eurotiomycetes; Chaetothyriales; Herpotrichiellaceae. The record is from RefSeq and is a predicted model, not a curated record. The transcript has a single exon.
CAACAGCAAUCUGUCUCCCACUCAUCCAGCGUUGCACUUCAGAGGAGUUUGAUGAAGUCUCUGUGAUCUGCCGACACAAUGAAACGCAAACUCGACACCAACGAUGCACCAACCGUCGAGGUACCCGGAAGUCCAGAGGUUGACGAGCCCGGGCCAUCUUUUGAUGCCUUCGGGCUCGACGCUCGAUUGAUGCAAGCCGUUGCCAAAUCCCAAUUUUCUACGCCGACGCCCGUCCAAGCCAAAGUAAUCGCACUUGCCCUCGAAGGCAAAGAUAUACUGGCCAAAUCCAAGACCGGUUCUGGUAAAACGGCCGCCUACGUCCUCCCGGUCCUCCAAUCCCUCCUUCGUCGCAAAAGAGCCGCUCCCCAAAAGACGAUCUCUACCCUCGUCCUAGUCCCGACACGAGAACUCGCAGACCAGGUCCACAGGACUUUCGGCACGUUCUCGGCCUUUUGUGCGAAAGAGAUCAAUUCCUUGAACUUGACACAGCGAGUCUCCGAUGCGGUCCUUCACGCCGUCCUGCAGGAUUCUCCAGACAUCAUCGUCUCGACGCCGAGCAGGGUCACGCAGUACAUGAACGCAGGCGAGGUCUCACUGGAAAACAUCAGUCAACUCGUCAUCGACGAGGCAGACAUUGUCCUCUCCUACGGAUACGAAGACGACAUGGCUGCCGUCUCUGCGGCACUGCCGCGCGACGUACAGACGUUCCUCAUCAGUGCGACACUGACCCCGGAAGUAGACGAGAUCAAGUCAAUGUUCUGUCGUGACGCCAUCGUCGUCAAGAUCGACGAGAAGGAAGAAAAAGGCGAAGGGGUGACACAAUACGUGGUGCGGUGCGGCGAGGACGAGAAGUUCUUACUCAUAUUUGUCGUCUUCAAGCUCCGCCUAGUCCAGGGGAAGAGCCUCAUAUUCGUCGCCGACGUGGACAGGGCUUACAGACUGAAGCUCUACCUGGAACAAUUCGGAAUCAAGUCAUGCGUCCUGAACGCCGAAUUGCCCGUCAACUCUCGACUCCAUGUGGUCCAAGAGUUCAAUAAGGGACUCUACGAUAUCCUCAUCGCGGCAGACGACCAAGAAGUUCUGGGUGGCGUUGUCAAAGGACGACGUCCUCCCACCUCUGGAAAAGGCCAGGAGAAGGACAUCAGCGACGAAGAAGAUGAAGAUGAGGACGACGAUGUCGGUGGUGGAGCCAACUUCGAAGGUGAAGGCACCACCACAUCCCGUCCGACCAAAAAGGUCAAGGUCUCCAACUCCCAAAAGGACUACGGCGUCUCGCGAGGCAUCGACUUCCAAAACGUCGCGUGCGUGAUCAACUUUGACCUCCCGCGCACCUCCAAGUCGUACACGCACCGCAUCGGCCGGACCGCGCGCGCCGGCAAGGCGGGCAUGUCGCUCUCCUUCGCCGUCCCCUCGGACCUGUACGGGAAACACAAGGCCACGAGCGUCGCCUCGGCGCGGCACGACGAGCGGGUCCUCGCGAAGAUCGAGGCCCGCCAGGGGAAGAAGGGCAACGCCGUCCGGCCCUACGACUUCGACAUGGGCCAGGUCGACGCGUUCCGGUACCGGAUGAACGACGCCCUGCGCGCCGUCACCCGCGCCGCCGUCCACGAGGCCCGCGCCCGCGAGAUCAAGCAGGAGCUGAUCAAGAGCGAGAAGCUCCGCCGGCACUUCGAGGAGAACCCCGGCGACCUCCGCCACCUGCGGCACGACGGCGAACACGGCGCCGUGGUCCGCCAGCAGUCCCACCUCAAGCACGUCCCGGACUACCUCAUGCCUGCCGCCGCGCAGGGCCGCAACAACAAGGCGGGGUCGAGUGCCGACGUUGGCUUCGUCGGGCUGAACAAGCGUGACCAGAAUGGAAGGAAGAAGGGCAAGACCCGAAGAGGUGUACGCAGCGGUGGUGGUCGGAACGGAGGAAAGAAACCAAAACACGAUCCCUUGAAAUCGUUCAGUGCCAGAAAGAAGAACUGAGCCCUACCUAGGUGAUUUCUGGGUAACUCGAAUCGAUCAACUACGUGCAGGUAGAUAAACCACUUCUGGACGAUCGGCAGUCAAUGAUACUAUGCAUACAGUACUCCGUACCGUUGGCCGUGUGUCUAAACUACCGGCUCUGUCUGCC